AUGCGUGAGAUCAAGAGAAGGAAAACUGAGAGUGAGGGUGAUAGCCAGCAGUGCGAGUACUUUUUAGAGAAGAAGAAACGACAAUGUGGUUUAAAGAAGAAGCCUAACCAUCGGUUCUGUUCUGAACAUAUGAUCUAUGACGUGGAAUAUAAGGAAGAGAGGGUUCCUUGCCCAUUAGAUGGCAACCAUACAGUAUGGUUAAAGGAUUUGCAGAAGCACUUGAAAAAGUGUAAUGCCAAGCCUAAAGAUGUGCGGGAGCCAUGGUACUCAUUAGACUAUAAUAGUCAGGUUAUUGGUGCCAUUAAUGGAACCGAUACUGAAAAAUCAGAAGAAGAUAAUACUGCCGAUGCGGCCGAAUUACUAAAUAAGUACAUUAGCUUGUUGCAGACACUAUCAUUCCCUGAGUUACCGAUUAGAAUCAGUCAGCAUGAGGGUCUUGACCCAAGACUACAUGAACUUAAGAAUCAGAAGCAUGCCUUACAACAGUCAUCAUUAAUUGGUAAUAUGAAACACUCAAAGUUAUUAGAUGGUUCAUCAUUCUAUCUUGAGUUUGGUUGUGGUAAGGGUGAACUCUCACGAUAUAUUAAUCUAUGUGUAAUGGAGGAUUUGAAGAGUCUGACUAAAGAAGAUACCAAGACUAAUGAAACUUAUGGUUUUGGCUUUAUCGAUAGAGGUGUCAAUAGAAUGAAAGUAGAUAGUAAGAUAGUUAAAGAAGCCCUGGAAUAUGGUGUUGAUGCCAAAACAAAGAGAAGUCGUAUAGAUAUAAAAGAUCUUAAUGUUGACAAGUUCAUAGAGGAUAUCAAUCCUGUCAAAGUUGUAUGUAUUUCCAAACAUCUUUGUGGAGCUGCUACUGAUCUCACUUUGAAGCUGCUUUUGAAUUCGACUUUAUUGAAAGCUCAUAAAGAAAGAUUUGGUGGAUUGAUGAUAGCCAUGUGUUGUCGUCAUGUAUGUUCAUAUGAACAAUUGCUACCUCAAUCUAGGAAAUAUCUUGCCCAGCAUGGAUUCAAGACGAUUGAAUCGUUCAAUAUCCUUAAGAAAGCUGUAUCUUGGGCUGUUUGCGGUACGGGCAAAUCAGACACAGUAGUUAACCAGGUGGAAGAUAAGAAUAAUGAGAUAGGAUUAAAUCAGAAACAGAGAGAAGAAAUAGGAUUUAUCGCUAGACGAUUGGUCGAUGAAAGUAGAGUAUUUGCAUUACAAGAAAUAUUACCUGAAUUUGAUGUUCAAAUGUUUUUGUACAGUGAUAUGGAUAUAACGUUAGAGAAUGUUUGUCUUUCAAUUACUCCCCGGAAUAUAUAGUAAUAUACAGGGUCACAAAGUAUCUAUUACACUAUUGUUCUAUUCGUAAACCUGUAUGGUCGACCCCUAUUCCUUGUUAAAGGAAUUAUUCUGUUUGCAACAUUUAGGACGAAUUAGGAAAGAAUAUCCUCUUAGCCGCAAGACGAUGCCACAUGCCUAGAAACCUUCGAG
This is a messenger RNA of Scheffersomyces amazonensis, 1467 nucleotides long. RefSeq names its product tRNA:m4X modification enzyme. Gene Ontology annotation, biological process: tRNA methylation. The coding region runs from base 1 to 1296 and encodes 431 amino acids. The record is from RefSeq and is a predicted model, not a curated record. NCBI's taxonomy places the organism in Eukaryota, Fungi, Ascomycota, Pichiomycetes, Serinales, Debaryomycetaceae. The transcript has a single exon.